CAUUCCUGUCAUACCACGUCUGCGCGUGCCAUUAUCUAAACACUACUGCGCGAGCUGCAUGUUUUUCGCCGCGCGAGCUUUGCUCGUUCAAACAUUAUUUUUACCAUUUGGUAUCGUUUUGUAAAAAUAUAUUGAUUAUAUAUUGGACCGCACUUUGAGGAGGAGCCUGUUGUAGUUUAGUGUCUUCUCGCUUCAUGUAUUUGAGUGUUUUACCUGACUUCAGUUAGCAGGCUAGGUACUUUAGCAGUCUCGCGAGGUUAUCGACAUUCGGCUGCUUUUACCACCCAAGGAUAUUACUAUUACCACAUGGAUACGUUAUAAAGGAUUAUGGCACACGUUUACACGUGACAAAGGGCUGUGAUCUCGGGUUGGAGCUUGUGGUUCUUGGUAAAGACAAAGUGAAGCUGCCUUGGGACCAGAUGUUCCUCUGACACAUACAAAAAUGAUGCCCAUGAUUUUAACAGUGUAUUUGAGUGAUGGGGAGCAAACCCUGACAGAGGUGCCCAUCACUCCAGAGACGACGUGCCGCGAUGUGGUGGAGUUCUGUAAGGAACCGGGGGAAAGUGGCUGUCAUCUGGCAGAGGUCUGGCGUGGAAAUGAACGGGCUAUCCCCUUUGAGCACAUGAUGUAUGAGCACCUGCAGAAAUGGGGUCCUAGAAAGCAAGAGGUGAAGUUUUACCUGCGCCAUGAAGACUCUCCCACUGAAAGCAGUGAUCAGGGCAGCCAACAGUCUCAGGAGCAGCCCAGCAGGAGAGGAGGAAGCAGCUCAGACACGCACAAUGAAAACGGGGUGGAAAACCCUCGUGUGGAGCUCACUCUCUCGGAGCUGCAGGAGAUGGCCACUCGUCAGCAACAGCAAAUUGAAGCCCAGCAACAGAUGCUUGUCGCUAAGGAGCAGCGCUUGCGAUAUCUGAAGCAGCAGGAGCGGCGGCAGCAGCAGGCCGUGUCUGAGACCGAGAAACUGCAGAGGCUAAAGGAGAGGAUGGAGAGUCAAGAGGCAAAACUCAAGAAGAUCCGAGCUAUGAGGGGCCAAGUGGAUUACAGCAAAGUCAUCAACGGCAACCUGUCUGCAGAGAUCGAGCACAUCAGUGGGCUGUUCCAGGAGAAGCAGGCCGAGCUGCAGGGGGCUGUGUUGAGGGUGGAUCAGCUCAGCCAGCAACUGGAGGAUCUGAGGAGAGGCAAACUGAAUGGCCUGCAGACUCUCGGGGGUCAGGUCACCGGCACCGCUGCUCUGGAGCUCCGCAAACUCUACCAGGAGCUGCAGAUCCGUAACAAGCUGAAUCAGGAGCAGAACAGCAAACUGCAGCAGCAGAAGGAGCUGUUGAAUAAGAGGAACAUGGAGGUGACGCUGAUGGACAAACGUAUCAAUGAACUCCGAGAUCGACUGCACAAGAGAAAAGCUGAGGCACGUCAAAAAGAAAACCUUCCUCUGAAUCGAGUAAACGGUCCUCCCUCUCCUCAACCAGCUUCUGGAAAUACUGGACGCGUGGCUGCUGUAGGACCCUACAUCCAAGUCCCAGUGCCAGGCAGGCAAGAAGGUUAUGUAGUGCCCCCUGAACCCCUCAAACCUCAGUCACUGGGGGUCAACACCCCAGCCAACCAUGGCCGUCCCAAAUCAGAUGGAGCGAGAAAGCCUCCCGGUCCCUGGAAGGUCUCUGAUUUAGACAUCACAGUGGACCCCAUUGCCCCGCCCCCUCCAGAGCCCCGCCCAGGCCAUGGGGCUCCACCCCCAGUCUCCUGCUCUCCAGCAGGUUCGGACGGCGCCUCUCUGAACGAUGCCAGCUGGCCCACCCUUACCAAGGGCAACGCAUCACUCAAACCACCUGACUGGAAAGAGUCUGGAACAGACACAAUCAGUAAAACAGCAUCACCUGCAGGCACUCCCUCAGAUAAGAUUCAAGAUACUAGUAAGUUGGUCCCAGCUCCUCCCAGUAAGCCCCAGCCUCCCCCUUACGGAGCCCACACCAGCAACCACCCGCUCUCAUCCGCCAACUCUGGUUCCACCAGCUCUUUGGACCGCCGUAAAGACGUUCCUCUCCGGCCUGUGCCCAGCUUACCCAACAACCCACCACCACCGGCCUGGCCCCGUGUUCCGCCAGCACCCACCGGCUCAUCUUCUCAGCAGAUCCAGCAGCGUAUUUCUGUCCCCCCUAGCCCCACCUUCCAACACAGUCCACCAUUUUUUCCCCCUGGGGAGAGGCCAGACCCUCCUCUGGCUGUAGCUGUAAGGCCCUUCAUCCCAGACAAGGGUUCUAGACCUCAGUCACCCAGAAAAGGCCCGGCCACUAUGAACUCGAGCUCCAUCUAUCACAUGUACCUACAGCAGGCAGCACCCAAAAGUUUCCCCGUGAACAGCAAGCCUGCAGUCAAAGCAGUAUAUGGUAAGCCAGUCCUGUCUUCCAGUUCCACGCCCUCCUCUCCUUUACCAUUUGGUGGGGUCUUUCCUGCCCUGCAGGGUCCUCCAGGAGACAUGUGGGAGAGUGAGCUGGAUUUUGAGGGCAUCCCCGAGCCACCCCCGCCCAACGUAGACCACAUACCACGACCCCUCAGCCCCACUAAACUCACACCCAUGGUGCACUCACCUAUGCGCUACCAAAGCGAUGCUGAACUGGAGGCCUUGCGCAAGAAAAUGCUCCACGCUCCACGUCCGCUCAAAAAACGCGGCUCUAUUACGGAGCCAGAGGGCCCCAACGGGCCCAACAUCCAGAAACUGCUGUAUCAGCGGUUCAACACCCUGGCUGGAGGGAUGGAGGGGGGAAUCGGAGGUGUGAACGGAAGCGGAGUCACUCCAUUCUACCAGCCAUCUGUAACAACAGGUGAAGGUCUCUUUGAUCCAGACAAUGGAAAUCCACCAUCAGAUACACAAUUUCAGCCUCAUGAGGGCGCCAUUGCUGAAGCGGUUGUCCAGCAAGGGGAUGCCAACGAUAAUGAGCCCCUGAAGGAAGCAGCUGAAACCCCCCCGGGACCAGAACCAUCAGAAGAUAGUAACAAUAAUCCCGCUGAACCUUCAGCCACCUUGCCGAGCCCAGUAGCUGAGGCCGGCACACCUGAAGAAGCAGAUACGUCCUCCUUGCCCACGGGUAAACGGACUAACCUAAAGAAACCAAAUUCAGAACGAACCGGUCACGGCCUAAGAGUGAAGUUCAACCCACUCGCCCUGUUGCUGGACGCCUCACUGGAGGGAGAGUUUGACUUGGUACAGCGAAUAAUCUACGAGGUUGACAAUCCCAGCACCCCUAACGACGAGGGCAUCACCCCCCUCCAUAAUUCAGUGUGUGCUGGCCACCACCACAUUGUCAAGUUCCUGCUGGACUUCGGGGUUAACGUAAACGCUGCAGACAGUGACGGCUGGACACCAUUGCACUGCGCUGCUUCCUGUAACAGCGUACACCUGUGUAAGAUGCUGGUGGAGUCUGGCGCAGCCAUCUUUGCUACCACAAUCAGUGACGUGGAGACGGCAGCAGACAAAUGUGAAGAGAUGGAGGAGGGCUACAUACAGUGCUCACAAUUCCUCUAUGGUGUGCAAGAGAAGAUGGGUGUAAUGAAUAAGGGAGUUGUGUAUGCGCUUUGGGAAUACGAGGCUCAGAGUGCAGAUGAGCUUUCGUUUCAGGAGGGUGAUGCCAUCACUGUCCUGCGCAGGAAAGAUGACACAGAGACAGAUUGGUGGUGGAGCAAACUCAAUGAUAAAGAGGGCUACGUGCCACGUAACAUGCUUGGGCUGUACCCCAGAAUUAAACCACGUCAGAGAUCUUUGGCAUAACCCUCCGCUUGGCCACGCCCCUUUCCUGGGUGAUUGACUGGACUGAUGUAUUGGGGUAUAGAGGCUCCGUCUUUCACCUCUAUGUGCCACUUUGACAACAGAAGGCGUGAAGCUGCUAAACCCUGAACACCCCCCCACCAGAGACACUAUCAACCUAAAGCGCUACAUACAAACACAUACACAUAAACACUAAUAUAACGGCCAAACACGCUGCCUCAGGUUUCCAGGUCUGCCUCUGUCGUCUCUAUCACCUGUCCUUAGUGUAACCCUCCACCUGUCACACAUGAAUAUUGUAUCUUGAUUCAUAUAAAAUUGAUAAUAACUCGUGGAUCAUAGCACUAAUCACUUGAACGUAUGCUUUUCUUUUGUGUUUGUAAGCUUUUUUUGGGCUUGGCUUUUACCCAUAAUGCUUUGCAUUCAGUGCUUUGUCAUUGAGGGGAUUCUGUAUUAUUUGAACUGAUGCAAGAGAGAUGCUGUGUAAUGCAAGUUCAGAAUAUAGGAGGAGUGUAUGCGCACAUACAUGAAUUUUAUAGCUGACAAAACAAUUGAACUGGAAACGUGUGGGAGCAAAGAACAAACUGUUUGAAAUGAGAACAAAAUUAUCUGUAGCAUAAUAUGAUCUGACCUAUGACUGAGGAAAAACUCAUAAUAUACUAAUGGGUAUGGCAUGGAUCAUAAAAUGUGCGUAUACGUGAGAGAAUGUGUUGAAUUUGGAUUUUAUGUACGUGUUUAUGAGUUUGAUUUAUUUUUUCUUCCAUCGCAAGAGAGGUUUUACAGCAUAAGAGUGCUUUGAAGUGUGUGAAAGAGAGAGAGAUUGAGACUGUGUGUGUGUAAUAGAAAAAAGCCAAGCUGGUGCUUUAGAACCUUGAAGAACCAUUAUAAGUAUAUCAUCGUAAGUAUUUAGUCUACACAGACUGACACUUUACCUUGUCAGUUAAAGAGGGUUUGGCUUGACAGCUGUUGUGUUGAAGCGCAACACUUGGAUUGAGUUUAUUUUUAAGCUUUUCUCAACUAGCACUCGAAAGCGUAUUUACUUUAUUUUACUCUUUUUACUUUGCGUUAUAUUAUUCAAGCCCACUCCACUCUUGUUUUUAAUCAAGUGAGAUGAUUUUUAUAUUCUGCCGUAGAGGCAGUAAAGAGCUUUAUCGUGGAGUUUUACCCUGUAAAUACUGUGAGGAAGAUGCUUGACUCAAUGCUGUUAGACUAAACUGCCCGUGUGGGCUUCUGUGAAUACAGUGACUCACACCUUGUGUUCAAUUCAUGUGCACAAUAAAAGAAAUGAGUCAUAGCAAGAAA
Molecule: messenger RNA, 5056 nt
Organism: Misgurnus anguillicaudatus (oriental weatherfish)
Lineage: Eukaryota; Metazoa; Chordata; Actinopteri; Cypriniformes; Cobitidae
Gene: ppp1r13bb
Product: protein phosphatase 1, regulatory subunit 13Bb
Biological process (GO): regulation of apoptotic process
Cellular component (GO): nucleus
Molecular function (GO): p53 binding
Source: RefSeq, a predicted model, not a curated record